CAAAUAGUCUUAGCCCGGCCUAAACAGUUCAACAUGCACAGCCCGAACGUGCGGUCUCACUGCACCAGCAGGUUGGCAACCCUGGCAGCUUUGGCAACAAUAGCAACCCUGUGCUGUACGAUUGCCCUGCUGCAAGGAGCUGUGGCCAGUGGUGGGGAUGAGCCGGGGAAUCCACGAAGCAGCGGCUUUGGAAUCGCUAGCAUCGAAUCUGUGGUGAGUGCAUUGAAUGCCAGCGCCUGGAAGUUGACCAACAGCAGCGAUUGGCCGCCAGCGUAUGUGGCACCUGCCACACCUGAGAUGCAAAAUCAAGGCAACACCUUUGACUAUAUUGUGGUGGGAGGAGGCAGUGCCGGCAGCAUUGUGGCAAGUCGAUUGAGCGAGCAACCGAAUGUUCAAGUGCUGCUGCUGGAGGCGGGCAACUUGCCACCUCUUGAGUCGGAGAUUUAUGGCUGGAGUGGCACGCUGCAUCAUGAUGCACGCUACAUGUGGCACGAUGAGGCCGAACCGAAUCCAAAGUGUUGUCAGGCCAUGCAACCGCCACACGGCUGCUGCUGGUGGCACGGACAGUUGCUCGGUGGCACCGGCGCUAUCAAUGGCAACAUCUAUGUGCCAGGUAGUGCGGAGAAUUUUCAGGGCUGGCGCUGGCGACUCGGCUUAAAGGGUUGGGAUUGGUUGCACGUGCAACACGCUUAUCGCCGCCUGCAAACGCAAUUGCAACUCAGUUACUUUCCCGUCGAGCCCUUGAACUUGCGACUCUCGACAUUGAUCUAUGCUGCCACCGCGGAAUUGGGCGUGCCACGCAUGCGGCAACCUCUGGUGGCAGGCAGCAGCUUUGGCUACACGCACCAUGUGCCUGCCACAAUCAACAGCGGACGGCGAGCGAACAGUGCACGCAAAUAUCUGGCCACACCCGAGGUGCGACAACGUUCCAAUCUUCGUAUCCUGCACGGAGCUCAAGCCGAGCGUCUGCUCUUCAACUCGCCGGGGAGUGGGCAACCGAGGGCUAGGGGAGUCUCCUACACGUUGCAAGAUCGCAACGGCAGCUUUGGUGUCUGGGCCCGAAGGGAAGUGAUUGUCAGUGCGGGCGCCAUUAACUCGGCCAAAUUGUUGCUGCUCUCGGGAAUUGGCCCCGCUCAAAAGCUGACCAAACUUGGCAUCAGAUCGCAACUGGAUCUGCCGGGAGUCGGUGAGAAUUUGCAUGAUCACGGCAUGUUGCCGCUUUUCCUACGCUUCACACGCAACUGUGCCGUCAACAGCACCUCCGACAGGGGGCGUGGCGCGUUUGAGCCCGCCUCGGUGGCCGAGUAUCUGUUGCAGGAUCAGCGUGGUCCUUUGGCGUCCAGUUUCUCCAUGAUGGGUUUCCUCAACUCGAGUGCACCGCAAAGUCGCAGUGGACAGCCCGAUCUUCAUGUUGUGGCACACACGUUGUUGCAACGCGGUGGCGCCGGCAGCUUUGGCUAUUUGGGCUUCCGUCCAGAGUUGGUGGCGGCCCAGCAGGCGGCGCUGCAGCAGACGGACAUGUUGCAAGUCAUGGGCUCCCUGUUGUUGCCCAAAUCACGAGGCAGCGUCAGCUUGCGCAGCAAGGAUCCUCGACAGAAGCCCUUGAUACGCAACAAUUAUGGCGAUCAUGCCGAUGAUCGUGCCACAUUGUUGCGCUUUGUGCGCUACGUGCAACAGCUGGCUGCCACACGCGCCUUUCAACGCUGUGGCAUGCAACUGUGGCUGCCACCGUUGCCCGAAUGCGAUGUCCUGCCACCGGACUCGGAUGAUUAUUGGCUGUGCCACAUUCGUUACAUGUUCAUUGGGGCGUGGCACGCCGUCGGCACUUGCCGCAUGGCAGCUCCAACUCAUCCACGUGGCGUCGUCGAUGAACGCCUCAGAGUGCGUGGCAUCCAAGGAUUGAGGGUUGUGGACGCCAGUGUGAUGCCAGAGAUAACUGCUGGACACACAAAUGCACCAUCCAUGAUGAUUGGCGAGCAGGGAGCACGCAUGAUACGGGAGGAUCAGUGGAAUGGGGAUGAGCUUAAUGAGGAUCAGUUGGAAGAGGAUCAGUUGAAUGAGGAUCAGUUUAAUAAAGAUCAUUUCAAUGAAGAUCAGUUCAAUGAGGAACAGCUGGAGGAGAAUCAGUUGGAAGCCAUGCUAGGAAAUCAAGCAGAGGAGAACCAACUAGAUAAUGAUCUGCCUGAUCUAAAUAAUGAAAUUCCUUUAUAAUAAACAUAUGUAUCCAAAUAACAUAUCAGUUAAUUACUCCCUUUAUACCCUGUAAUACUAGCAUCAUUAAAUUAUCCCAAACUAUAUACAAAGUUAAUAUUUGCAUGAA
Drosophila innubila is the source of this 2320-nucleotide messenger RNA. Its product is annotated as glucose dehydrogenase [FAD, quinone]. The record is from RefSeq and is a predicted model, not a curated record. Gene Ontology annotation, molecular function: ecdysone oxidase activity; flavin adenine dinucleotide binding. The transcript has a single exon. Bases 34 to 2211 code for a protein of 725 amino acids. NCBI's taxonomy places the organism in Eukaryota, Metazoa, Arthropoda, Insecta, Diptera, Drosophilidae.